ACAGCAUUUCCUUUCCUUAUCACUGAUGUCUACUCAGCACCUAAUUCUGGACUUGAAGAAAGGCUCAAGAGGACAAAGAAAUAGUUCCUUUACUGCCUGCAUACCCCUCCCUGACCCAUGGGUAGUCAAGCCCUGGCUUCUGUUGGUUUCCUCCUGAUCUGAAUAGAAUAAAAGCACGCAAAAGAGAACCUGGACUGCACGGCUCUCUCCCCUCCACCUUAAGCCUGAAAAUGUAUUUACUGUUUCUCCUGGGACGGGAAUGCUGGUGGGGAGGUGGUUGAGAAAUAGCUGUAAAUGUUCCGCCAAGCCAGGGUCACGAGCCCAGGGCCAAAGGAGCCCAGGGCCAAAGGACGUCCAGUUUACCCUGUAACCAAAAGAACAGGACACUCCUCAUGGGGAUGGUCCUCAAACAACCUCCCUCAAAUCCACUGGCUGCAAAGCUCAGCCCCACCCACCGCUUCUCCCUCCGUCCUCUCAUCCUGAGUCACCUUUUUGGAGUUUUGGAGUUGAGCACCAUGGGGACGCUAAACGAUCAGGCAGUUUUGCAGGCCAUCUUCAACCCCGACACCCCAUUUGGAGACGUUGUUGGGUUGGACCUGGGAGAGGAAGCUGAGGAAGAAGAUGAAGGUGGAGUUUUCCCGCAAGCACAGCUGGAGCAGUCCAAGGCCCUGGAGCUGCAGGGGGUGACCGCAGCAGAGGCUGGCGACCUCAGCACAGCGCUGGAGAGGUUUGGCCAAGCCAUCAACCUGCUGCCCGAGAGGGCGUCAGCCUACAACAACCGAGCCCAGGCCCGGCGGCUGCAGGGAGACGUGGCAGGUGAGGGGAGGUGCCCUGGAGCCUCUACAGAA
Molecule: messenger RNA, 848 nt
Organism: Myotis brandtii (Brandt's bat)
Lineage: Eukaryota; Metazoa; Chordata; Mammalia; Chiroptera; Vespertilionidae
Gene: TTC36
Product: tetratricopeptide repeat domain 36
Exons: 2
Biological process (GO): cilium assembly
Molecular function (GO): protein binding
Source: RefSeq, a predicted model, not a curated record